UCCUGCCGAGAUGUCCUGCCAGCAGAGCCAGAAGCAGUGCCAGCCUCCUCCCAAGUGCCCCUCCCCAAAGUGCUCCCCAAAGUGCCCCCCAAAGAGCACAGCACAGUGUCUGCCUGCAGCCUCUUCCUGCUGUGCUACAAGCUCUGGGGGCUGCAGUGUCCCCAGCUCUGAGGGAGGCUGCUGCCUGAGCCACCACAGGCGCAGGUCCCACAGAUGCAGGCGCAGGAGCUCCAGUUCCUGUGACCGUGGCAGUGGUCAGCAGUCUGGGGGCUCAGGCUGUGGCCACAGCUCUGGGGGCUGCUGCUGACCUGGAGCAUGAUGCUGAGACAAGAGAGUCUGGAGGAAACAAGCAUCCCAGGAGCAAAGGAUUGCCUGUCUGGUCAAGUCUGACCCUGGACACCCUUCUCUGCCUGUCUGAUGCCCAAUGCCCUUGUUCCCAAGCUUCCUGUGGAAUGUCAUUGCCCCUCCCUGAUCUGUCCAAGAAUAAAGCUUCUAUCCCCA
Molecule: messenger RNA, 501 nt
Organism: Mastomys coucha (southern multimammate mouse)
Lineage: Eukaryota; Metazoa; Chordata; Mammalia; Rodentia; Muridae
Product: late cornified envelope protein 3D-like
Exons: 1
Coding region: 11-307 (98 amino acids)
Biological process (GO): epidermis development
Source: RefSeq, a predicted model, not a curated record